AUGCUUUCAGGGUUCGGAGGAAAUCGGGGAUCCGGUCCUCAUUCAUCCUCUGAUCAUGUUCAGGCAGGGCCGUCGGGAGCAGAGGGAGAAACCACUUUAAUCCCUCCGUCUACUUCUGGUUCGGAAGUGGUUCAUUCAAUUAAGUCUGGUCCAUCUACAAGAGCAACAACUGUUACCUUCAAAAAUGCGACAACUGUUACAAUCCAGGCUUUCUGGAUUGAUUACGACGGCAAGGAGGUGGCGUACGAAAAGAUAAAGCCAGGACAGACGUACCGACAGCGUACUUUCGUGUUGCACCCGUGGGCCUUCCGUGAAUGCGCUUCAAAUGAGCCUCUCGUAGUUGGGAAGAAGCUGGUCGCACUCCCUGAAGACGCUGAAGAGAGUGAAAUGGUGAUUGUGAGGCCAGGAUCUAUCAGAUGGAGCCCCGAAUCCCACAAUCGCUUUCCGGAAGCUUUCAGGGAAAGCGUGAAGGCCUUGCUACUCUCCUACCAGUGGUGCCAUGUUAAAUCGGAAUAUCCGGAAAAUCCUUGGACCCAAGACCGCCUGGGCUUACAUAUGUCUGAGCUGCCUCUGGACCUAAUACACACGCUUGUUGAGAUGGCCGCACCUGAUGUUCUUGACAUCGACUACUGA
Molecule: messenger RNA, 633 nt
Organism: Closterium sp. Yama58-4
Lineage: Eukaryota; Viridiplantae; Streptophyta; Zygnematophyceae; Desmidiales; Closteriaceae
Source: the annotation of a GenBank genome assembly